AUGUCAAAACAAUGGGCUUCCAAAGAUGAUGGUGCAUUCAAGAGACAGGUUUCUUCUUUUAGAGAGAAUAUCUGUCAUGAGCAUCCAAUUUAUAAACCAGCUAAAGGUAGAUAUUGGUUAUAUGUUUCCUUGGCAUGUCCAUGGGCUCAUAGAACAUUGAUUACAAGAGCAUUGAAAGGUUUGAUUCCAAUUAUUGGUGUCAGUAUUGUUCAUUGGCAUAUGGAUGAGAAGGGAUGGAGAUUCUUAACAAGUGAAGAUCAAGAAGUUCCUUUCGAUAUUAAUAAGGCAUCUACUAUAAAUGGUGGUAUAGAGACUACAAAUUUAAAUGAAUAUACUCCAACAGGUCAUAUUGCAAAUGACAGUUCAAGACCAAUGAUCGAUGGAACGAUUGAACCACUUUAUAUUUAUAAGAGAUUAAGCGAUCUUUACUACAAAAGUAAUCCUGAUUACUCUGCAAGAUUUACUGUUCCAGUUUUAUGGGAUAAAGAGACACAAACAAUCGUGAACAAUGAAAGUGCUGAAAUUUUAAGAAUGUUCAACUCUGGUGUUUUUGAUGAGUUCGUGGAAGAUAAAUCUUCUAUUGUAGUAAAAGAUUUGUAUCCUACAAAGUUACAAAAAGAUAUUGAUGAAUUGAACACAUGGAUUUAUGACAAUAUAAAUAACGGUGUAUAUAAAUCAGGGUUUUCUGAAAAACAAGAGGUUUAUGAGAAAGAAGUAACAAAUGUGUUUUUUCACCUUGACAAAGUCGAAAGGAUAUUGCAUGAAAAUUACAAAAACUUGGAAACAAAAUAUGGAAAAGCAGAAGUUUCAAAACAUCUGGAUGAAUAUUUCCUCCUAAAUAAUACUUUAACCGAAGUUGAUGUCAGAUUAUACACAACAAUUGUAAGAUUUGAUCCAAUUUACGUUCAACAUUUCAAAUGUAAUUUUACUACAAUUAGAGCAGGCUACCCAUUUAUUCAUAAAUGGUUGAAAAAUUUAUAUUGGAAUUAUGAUGCUUUUGGUAAAACUACUGAUUUCAAUCAUAUUAAAUUACAUUAUUCUCGUUCUCAUCCAAGAAUUAAUCCACUUGGUAUAACUCCAUUAGGACCAAAACCUGACAUUUUACAAAUGAAUGAAUAA
Tetrapisispora phaffii CBS 4417 is the source of this 1119-nucleotide messenger RNA. RefSeq names its product S-glutathionyl-(chloro)hydroquinone reductase (gene ECM4). The record is from RefSeq and is a predicted model, not a curated record. The transcript has a single exon. Gene Ontology annotation, molecular function: glutathione transferase activity. Gene Ontology annotation, cellular component: cytoplasm. The coding region runs from base 1 to 1119 and encodes 372 amino acids. NCBI's taxonomy places the organism in Eukaryota, Fungi, Ascomycota, Saccharomycetes, Saccharomycetales, Saccharomycetaceae.